AUGCAAACAUCUCCAUCCCAAGAAAGAGAUGCUGAUCUCCACGAUGUCAUAAUCAUCGGAGCAGGGCCUUGUGGCUUAGGCGUCGCAGCUCGUUUGCACGAAGAAACACCGUCGGCAAUGUUCACAGAUGAAGAACACCAGCGCUAUCACUGGAUAAAGAAGCACGCGGGACGGAUGAAGCUCAUCCAGGCACGUGGAAGUAAGAUGAACGGGGCACCCGCAGAGAAAUGGAACUUUGGACAACAGAAAAACUGUUCUUGUUUCAGGGAAGAAAAUGCUGCAUACAAGGAGCGUCGAAGAUCGAUAGACUCAACAUCAUCAGAGCCUUCUCUUUCAUCCUUGUUGUCUACCUCUUCUGCAGCGUCAUACUCUACCCUAGUCCUGGAUGGCUCGGAUGAUAAAUGGAUGAAGAGGUGGAAUGAUGCUUUUCGUGCAUUGGAAAUCAAGCAGCUUCGUAGUCCCAUGUUCUUUCAUGUUGACCCCGGAGAUCGGGAUGGCCUUUUGGGUUAUACGCAGGAAAUGGGACGGGAGGAUGAACUAUGGGAGAUACCCGGGGCGAUUGGGGUCGAAAUUGAUGAACGAGAUAGAAAAGACUACUUCUCCCCUUCGCCGGACCUUUUCAAAGAUUAUUGUUCAUCCAUUGUCGAGCGUUAUGGUCUCAAUCAACCAGGUCAAAUCUUAAGACAGGAGGUCACGAAUAUCGAGUAUGACUUUUUGUCCGAUUCCCUCGACUCAAAAAUAUUCACUGUGACCACUUCAACAGGCCAGAAGUUUUACAGUAGAGCUGUUGUUCUCGCUAUUGGAGUCGGUGGGACGGAUAUAAAGAAAGUGUUUCCUUGGAGACCAUUGAGCAAAGAGGAAGGUUCGGAGGCUUGCUGCCAUAGUAUGGAUAUCAAGUUAUUCCCCUUUCCCGGUUCCAACUUACGCAGAAAGAUCCAAUACCGAGAGCAAACCAACGUGGUCGUUGUUGGAGGUGGGCUGUCUUCGGCACAGAUUGUUGAUAUGGUUGUGCGAAAGGGAGUCACUAGAGUUUGGCUUUUGAUGCGCUCUGACCUUAAGGUCAAGCAUUUUGAUAUUAGUCUACCUUGGAUGGGAAAGUAUAAAAACUGGGAGAAAGCAGCCUUCUGGUCCGCCGAUACAGACCAAGAACGUCUUGGAAUGAUAAAGGCUGCACGAAAUGGUGGAAGUAUUACACCUCGCUAUGUCCGAAUACUCAAAAGCCACGCCGCAAAUCACAGAGCCUCUAUUCACCCACGCACCGUGAUAGAGUCCCAUGCAUAUAAUCCAGAAACUCAUACCUGGACCCUAACAACCGAUCCGCCAAUUCCUGACCUCCCUCCAAUAGACUACAUCUACUUUGCAACGGGAGCCCGCGCAGAUGUACGCGAGAUGCCAUUGUUAAGUCAGAUCACAGAAAAGUACCCGAUUGAAGUACAAGAAGGACUGCCGUGUCUAACCGAUGAUCUUAUGUGGAGAGAGGAUGUUCCUCUUUACAUGACUGGACGAAUGGCGGCACUACGUCUAGGACCUGGAGCUCCUAAUCUUGAGGGUGCCAGGCUUGGAGCGGAGCGUAUUGUAUGGAGUCUAGAGGAGAUACUGGAGAAGGAUAGAGGGAUUGGGAAGCAGUGUGAGUGGUUCUGUGGACUGGGAAAUCGUAAUCUCCCAACAACGAUGAAAGAACCCCAGCCCCCUCCGCCAGAUAUUCUCGAUGCACCAGUCCACCACCCCACUGAAAAGCCACUACGCUUUCUUGUAAUUGGAGCUGGAUCUCGUGGAAACGCAUAUGCGCGUGCCGUUACAACAACUACAAAAGGCUCCAUCCAUGCCGUUGCCGAGCCACACCCAUUCAAGCGCCGAGAAUUUGGCCAAAACUACAUAUGGGGCAGCAAAGGCUCUCCAUUUGAAGGCCAAGAGUUCAGCGAUUGGCGCGAGUGGGUGCAAUGGGAGAAAAGGCGUCGCGAAAACGCUAGUCUCAAAGGUAAAGAUGAAGGCCCUGUCGGCGUGGACGGGGUCUUUGUGUGCACUCUAGACGAAACUCACAUAGAAGUCUUGAAGGCCAUCUCUCCACUAAAGUUGCAUGUUCUUUGUGAAAAGCCUCUAGCUCUCUCACUGGAAGAUUGCCUGACCGUCUACCGAACCCUGCAGCCUCCUGAGGGCGACGCCCAAAGACCCAGAGCACCUACGAAUAUCUUCUCGAUCGGCCAUGUCUUACGCUACAGCCCACACAAUAUGCUCUUGCGCAAGCUGCUCCUCACAGACCGGGUAAUUGGCGACAUAGUCUCGCUAGAACACUGUGAGCCCGUAGGCUGGUGGCACUUUUCCCACAGCUACGUCCGCGGCAAUUGGCGGCGGGCAACACCAACCGGAGACGGUUCCUUACUCACAAAGUCCUGCCACGACAUCGAUUUCAUCCUCUGGCUUCUCUGCUCGCCGCCUUCUCUUGAGACAGCGCGUGAAUCUGGCCACAAGCCGCAUUUUCCGCGCUCCAUUUCAUCUACAGGCUCGCUGACACAGUUCCGCCGUGCGCGCAAACCCGCCGCCGCAAAGGAUGCUACUAAUUGCCUUUCGUGUCCUGCCGAGCGCGACUGUAGCUAUAGUGCCUUGCGGAUCUAUAAGGAUCGACACUUCGCAAAGGGCCACCUGAAGUGGCCGGUUGAUAUCGUUUGUCCGGAUAUCGAAGAUGUUUAUACGACAGAGGGUGAGGCUGCGGCUGAAUCAUAUCUACUUUCGCGCUUGAGUGAGGAUUAUAAUCAGGACACGGAUCCUGAUGUGGAUAUUGCUGCGCGGCCCUGGUACGGACGGUGUGUAUACGAGGCUGAUAAUAACGUAUGUGACGACCAGGUCGUCACUUUUGCCUGGGAUGACGAGAACGAACCGCCAAAUCGACUCGCCAAGACGGCCUCGUUCCAUAUGAUUGCACCUACAGAGAAGCAAUGUGAGCGCCGGGGACGUGUCUAUGGAACGACUGGUGAGAUUGAAUAUGAUAGCCAAACCAUCUCUAUCUAUGACUUUGCUUCGGCAAAGACGUCUGUCAUAGAUGUGCCUCGUCCACCGCCUGAGAGAGCAGAGUCGCAUGGUGGUGGUGAUUACGGCCUGGCAGGACAGUAUGUUCGGGCUGUUGAUGCCGUAGUCAACGGUGGGUUAGAUGUUGAAACGGCACAAGCGCGUUUUGUGGGCUGUACGUUGGAAGAGGCGGUUCGGAGCCAUGCGAUUGUAUUUGCGACUGAGGAGGCUAGACGUGAGGAGAAGGUUGUGAAAUGGGGGACAUGGUGGGACGAGAAGCUAAGAGCUUCCAUUUCUUGA
This is a messenger RNA of Penicillium taxi, 3303 nucleotides long. RefSeq names its product Gfo/Idh/MocA family protein. Gene Ontology annotation, molecular function: nucleotide binding. The transcript is spliced from 5 exons. NCBI's taxonomy places the organism in Eukaryota, Fungi, Ascomycota, Eurotiomycetes, Eurotiales, Aspergillaceae. The record is from RefSeq and is a predicted model, not a curated record. The coding region runs from base 1 to 3303 and encodes 1100 amino acids.